GACGAAAUAGCCAUAAAGCUAUAUUCUCCUGAGUAGUGCAUUUUCAUCUUCGCGCGAGUGUGUGCUAUGGCGGCAAAAUUACUACGGGGUUGCCUGCGUACUAUUACACCAGAAAUAAAACCCGUGAGUGUACAACAGCUGUCCAAAUUACUGAUUCGUUGUAAGAGCUCUGCCACACAAUUAGAUGUUGAUGUCCAACAGCAGCGAGAAGCUUACGAGGAGCGCGAACAGACAGAAACAGUGUUAGACGUCAACUUUGCGAAUGCCGAAGAGGCCUACAAGAGUAAAACGACUGCGGAAUUAAUACGCUCUAUUUUGGUGUUUAAGUUAUGUACGUUUGAUCUGCUCGUCGACCACAACAAACAGUUACUCAAAUAUGGUAGGAAAUUGCUGGGUAAAAGAAUAUUUGAAAAGUUAAUGACAAGUACGUUUUAUGGUCAGUUUGUUGCUGGAGCCGAUCAACCAACCAUACAGCCUACCAUAGACAGGCUGCAUGCAUACGGGGUUGGUUCAAUAUUGGACUAUGGCGUUGAGGAAGAUAUACCACACCAACAGGCUAUUGAGGCAGAAAUGGAGUAA
Messenger RNA from Saccoglossus kowalevskii, 579 nucleotides. Its product is annotated as proline dehydrogenase 1, mitochondrial. Gene Ontology annotation, cellular component: mitochondrion. NCBI's taxonomy places the organism in Eukaryota, Metazoa, Hemichordata, Enteropneusta, Harrimaniidae. Gene Ontology annotation, molecular function: proline dehydrogenase activity; FAD binding; calcium ion binding. The record is from RefSeq and is a predicted model, not a curated record.